This is a messenger RNA of Sphenostylis stenocarpa, 273 nucleotides long. The record is from the annotation of a GenBank genome assembly. NCBI's taxonomy places the organism in Eukaryota, Viridiplantae, Streptophyta, Magnoliopsida, Fabales, Fabaceae.
AUGGAUAAAGUUGGAGAUGUUUUCGUUUUCACUUCUCAAUGGCAGCAGAUGGACAGAAGUUUCUUGGUUGAAGAGAGAGCACAAACUUCCUCUCCUCAUUAUUCGUUUAUCAUUUACGAGUUUAUCAUCAGGCACGAGCAUAUAGUGUGGAGCACUGUGGCUAAAAAUAAGAACCUUAUGUUAGGACUUUUCAGCGCUGCAGCAUACAAGGCAAAAAAACUGUGUACACGUCCACAGCGAAAAGAUGCUUCACUCUGCAAAGACAUUGCAUAA